CGAUGUACACGUCAGAUAACAGCGCUGGAUUUGUGCGUCAUGCAGCGACAACAGUACACAGUUGCCAACAUGGAAGGAAGUGGAAAAGCAGUUUCUACGAAUGAACUUUUAAAAGACGAGUGUUAUGCUGAUUUUUGUAAAGACAACUUUGAUGUCAAGACACACACAGCGCAAGCUAUUCAGCAUGCAAUUAUAGCAGAGCAACUAGCAAAACUUGCUCAAGGAAUCAGUCAGUUGGACAAAGAACUGCAUUUACAGGUGGUUGCCAGACAUGAAGACCUGCUGGCACAAGCCACUGGGAUUGAGUCUUUGGAAGGUGUAUUACAAAUGAUGCAGACAAGAAUAUCUGCUUUACAAGGAGCUGUUGACAGGAUAAGGACCAAAAUUGUGGAUCCCUAUAAUAAGAUAGUUUCCCGUACUGCUCAGUUAGCCAGACUACAGGUGGCGUGUGAUUUGCUGCGAAGGAUAAUCCGCAUCUUGUAUCUCAGCAAGAGACUCCAGGGCCAGCUGCAGGGAGGCAGCCGAGAGAUCACCAAAGCUGCCCAGAGUCUCAAUGAACUGGAUUACCUGUCGCAGGGAGUGGAUUUGUCUGGAAUAGAAGUGAUUGAAAAUGAUUUGCUUUUCAUUGCGCGGGCCCGACUGGAGGUGGAAAAUCAAGCCAAGCGCUUGUUGGAGCAAGGGAUGGAGACUCAGAACCCUACCCAAGUGGGAACAGCACUACAGGUUUUCUACAAUCUGGGAAGUUUGAAAGAAACCAUUAACAGUGUGGUUGAUGGGUACCGUGCUUCAUUAGAAGACAACGUGAACAGUGCUUUGGAUAUCAAAGUCUUAACACAACCCACUCAGGCAAACGCAAGAGGUGGUCCUGGGAGAGCAGUAAUGCCCACCCCUGGAAACACUGCUGCAUUCCGGGCAGCCCUCUGGACAAACCUAGAGAAGCUCAUGGACCAGAUCUGUGCUGCCUGUGCACAAGUGCAGCAUCUGCAGAAAGUACUCACGAAGAAGAGAGACCCUGUCAGCCAUGUGUGCUUUAUUGAUGAAAUUGCCAAGGAUGGCCAAGCAGACAUCUUGUGUACAUUUUGGAAUGCUGUGACACAGAUCCUUUCUAUUGAGUUCCAAAAGGCUACAAACUCAUCCUCAUUUCUGAAGCAGGCGUUGGAGGGAGAAUACCCGAAGCUGCUAAGAUUGUACAAUGAUCUGUGGAAGCGUCUUCAGCAAUACAGCCAGAGCAUUCAGGGCACUCUGACUGGCAAUGGGAACACAGAGCUGCCCCCUGAAUUGCCUCCAGGAGAUGUGGAUAUGCAGGAUAUUUUCAUGCAGAAGAAACAAGAUUAUGAUCCAGAGAAAGCUCUGAAGGACUCCCUCCAGCCGUAUGAAGCAGCUUACCUAUCCAAGUCGCUCUCCCGUCUGUUUGACCCCAUCAACCUCGUCUUCCCUCCUGGGGGACACAAUCCUCCUUCCAGCGAUGAGCUUGAGAGCAUCAUUAAAACAAUAUCAAGUGAACUGAAUGUGGCUGCUGUGGAUCCAAAUUUGAGUUUAGCUGUGGCGAAAAAUUCAGCGAAAACCAUCCAGCUGUUCUGUGUCAAAUCGGAACAACUUCUGUCCACUCAAGGGGAUGCCAGCCAGGUUAUUGGGCCACUUACUGAUGGGCAAAGAAGAAAUGUGUCUGUUGUCAACUCUCUGCAGCAACUGUUCCAGUCUGUGGGGAAGGUGAUUUUAGGUCUAAGUUCCUUCCCGCCAGCUGCUGAACAUGCGAUCACUGCUUCAUCAGAGAUGAUCCAGGCCCUCAUGGGCAGUGCCGUGCAGCCCCUGCUCCGUUCAGUCCUUGAUUCAGUGGAGGCUAUUCUCAUCACCAUGCACCAGGAGGACUUCUCAGGGUCACUGCCUAAUUUGGGUAAACCUGAUGUUCCCUGUUCACUCUAUAUGAAGGAACUGCAAGGCUUUAUAGCUCGAGUCAUGAGCGACUAUUUCCGACACUUUGAGUGUGUGGACUUCAUCUAUGACAACACUGAAGCCAUUGCACACAGAUCCAUAGAGCUGUUCAUCAGAAAUGCGUGUCUGCUCAGGCCUCUGGGGGAAGGGGGCAAAAUGAGACUGGCAGCUGAUUUUGCUCAGAUGGAGCUGGCGGUGGCCCCUCUAUGCAGAAGAGUGUCCGAUCUGGGCAAGUCCUACCGUUUACUCCGAUCAUUCAGGCCAUUACUUUUCCAGACGAGUGAGCACAUUGCCAAGAGCCAGGCUGUGGGAGAUCUUAUCCCCUACAGUGCCAUCCUACACUUCUUAUUUACUCGGGCGCCAUCGGAGCUGAAAUCCCCACACCAGAGAGCAGAAUGGUCCAUUGCCCGCUAUUCCCAGUGGCUUGACGACCACCCUUCAGAGAAGGAUCGACUGAUUCUAUUAAGGGGAGCCCUGGAGGCCUAUGUGCAGUCUGUGCGAGCCAGAGAAGGGAAGGAGUUUGCGCCCGUUUAUCCAAUUAUGCUACAGCUUCUCCAGAAAGCUAUGUCUCUGGUUCAGUGAGAGAUUUUGUGAUCCUGUAAAUAUGCCUUGGUUAAAUUUGUGUUGAUAUAAUUAAGGGGAUGGUAUUUCCUGAUACAGAUUGCAUUUCAUGUAUUUUUACUGAGCGUAGCAAAAUAGCUGUAGAAUUGAUUCAUUAUGUUGACCUAAUAUUGUAACACUGUUCAGCUAUAUUAGACAUGUAUUUUUAAUUGAAGUGUCAUCUCUAAUUUUAGUGACCUGGCUUUCAAACAUUUGAUUUAGCUAUCUCACUGUGUAUCUGUGAGUCAGUGUUUAUGUUAAAGAUUUAAGAAAUUGAAUUCCAAAUUUAAAAAUAAAACAACAAAUUUGUAAGGGUUUUGGCAAUAAAAAAAAUAAAAUGCUAAUGUGAAAGUUGA
Messenger RNA from Acipenser ruthenus (sterlet), 2888 nucleotides. RefSeq names its product component of oligomeric golgi complex 5 (gene cog5). The transcript has 22 exons. The record is from RefSeq and is a predicted model, not a curated record. NCBI's taxonomy places the organism in Eukaryota, Metazoa, Chordata, Actinopteri, Acipenseriformes, Acipenseridae. Gene Ontology annotation, cellular component: COG complex. Gene Ontology annotation, biological process: intra-Golgi vesicle-mediated transport. The coding region runs from base 40 to 2514 and encodes 824 amino acids.